UGAUCGCAGAUGGCGCCACCGGCAUGGUGCUGGCCCAGGGCCCCGUGCCGGGCUGCCCGGUACUCCUCAGCCUGGUGGCGGAGGACGACCUCACGGACGCCACCCUGCAGUGCAUGUCACCGCGCACCGGAGUGUCGAGCCGCACCGUGUCGCUGACGGCUCUGACGGCGGCUCUGCGCACCGCCGACAUGCCCAGCUCGGUCCGAAGCUUCGCCGCCGCCGCCGCUCCGAGUCGGCCCUUCCAGGUGCAGCUGGACAACUCUGGCAC
Messenger RNA from Pollicipes pollicipes, 268 nucleotides. RefSeq lists its product as uncharacterized. The record is from RefSeq and is a predicted model, not a curated record. Lineage: Eukaryota; Metazoa; Arthropoda; Thecostraca; Pollicipedomorpha; Pollicipedidae.